Messenger RNA from Tetranychus urticae (two-spotted spider mite), 1604 nucleotides. RefSeq names its product Cysteine rich with EGF like domains (gene Creld). The record is from RefSeq and is a predicted model, not a curated record. Gene Ontology annotation, molecular function: calcium ion binding. NCBI's taxonomy places the organism in Eukaryota, Metazoa, Arthropoda, Arachnida, Trombidiformes, Tetranychidae.
AAUAUUUGUAUAGAUUUUUUGGACACUGCUAGUGAGCAUAACAUUACAGAGAUGUCUCGAUGUAAUGCAUUGCUAACUGAUAUUUUUUACUAUGUUUACGUGAAGCCAUAUUAUUUGCCUUAUAUCGAAGAAAGAAAGAACUUUAUCAUGAAUGCUCAGUUUAUUUAAAAAGGAAUGCCAAUUUGUAAAUAAGAAACAAUCUACGACAAUCAGUGAGGUGUAAAUUAUCGUAGUUAUCAUUUGUUUCAUUCUUCUUUAAACAUCUGAUAGGAUGAAAAUCGAAUGUUCAUCAUUGCUUAGAUCUUUGGUUAUAAAUUAUUUUUCAUUUUUUCUACUAAUUUUUUUACAAAUCAACUUUAUAAUUACUUCAACUCCUGGACAACCUUCACCUAGUGUCAAUCCUGAUUCAAGUAAUGUAAAAAUUAAUGCCAAAGUGCGUGUACUUGGACCUUGUCAGUUAUGUCGUGAGGUUGUUAGAUCAUUUCAUAGAGGUUUCAAGAACACUGAUUACUCCAAUGUUGACCAUGAAGUUGCCAAAUCGACCGAUUUCAAAGACUCCAGCCAAAGACUUAUACAAAUAAAAGAGAAACUAUGCUCUGAUGCGAAAAAUUUUGAAGAACAGUGUAAAGAAUUUUCGAGCAAACAUGAACAAGAAAUUGACCACUGGUGGUCUGAUGAACGUAAACAAGGAAUAGGUCUUCAUGAUUAUCUUUGCAUAGAUAAGGGAAAAGUCUGUUGCCCUGAUGGAAUGUUUGGACCUAAUUGUUCAUUUUGCCCAGGCUUUCCAGAAGCAAUUUGUAAUGGCCAUGGAAGCUGUAAAGGUAACGGAACACGCAAAGGGAAUGGAAAAUGUGUUUGUUAUGUGAUGUACAAAGGUGAAUUAUGUGAAAAAUGUGCUACUGGAUAUUUCAAGAUUUCCGAAAAAGAUGGCAUCGAAGAAUGUGAAAAAUGCGAUAAAUCAUGUCUUGGUCAAUGCCUAGGCUCUGGACCUAAAGGUUGCCAUGCUUGUAAAGAGGGCUACAUUUGGGACACAGAUUAUGGUUGUCUCGAUAUUGAUGAAUGUAUUGAAUCACCCAAAAAUCCGUGUCAGCAUAAUACAUUUUGCGUCAACGUUGAAGGAUCCUUUCAAUGUUUUGAAUGUGAUAAAGCUUGUGAUGGAUGCCACGGUGAUGGACCAGAUAGCUGUACAAAGUGCGCCGUAGAUUUUGUCAUGAAAGAAGGAAUUUGUGUUGAUACCAAAAUUCGCGAUCGUGAAGUUCAUCUAGAAAAAUCAAGAUAUAUUACCUAUUUAGGACUAUGCAUUGCGACUUGCAUAAUUUUCCAGAAAAACAUUUACAUCGCUUCAAUCAUAGGUUUAUUGGUGGCUCUUUAUAUUACAGCUGCUGAAUAUACAGUUCGAGACGUUACUAGACCAUCUAAUCCAUUGGAAGAGGUUGCUGGUAAAUUAUUUGAAUGAAGAAAAUUAACUUAAUCACUUCGACGUCUACCUGUCCAUUUUGUCUCUUAGUUUGAAAAUUUCUCCCUUUUUUGAUUAAGGUUUAAGACGAAAGAAAUAGACAUUGAAUAUUUGAUCUUUUUAAUAAAUUUUUUCAUUAAUUUCUUGA